Molecule: messenger RNA, 3951 nt
Organism: Cataglyphis hispanica
Lineage: Eukaryota; Metazoa; Arthropoda; Insecta; Hymenoptera; Formicidae
Exons: 2
Coding region: 1522-3612 (696 amino acids)
Source: RefSeq, a predicted model, not a curated record
CGUAGAACGUGUCGACGUGGACUCCGUGAAGGUUCGGUGGCGACUCUAUACGCGCUUUCUCAAAAUAGCCCUAUCCACGCCACCCCGCCGUACAUCUCAUGACGCCUUUUCGGGUCGCGCUUAGUUAUCGUCUCUCGACGAGAACUGGCAUCAUCAUCCAGUAUCCAGUAAGCACCCCACGAUAAACCGACAUGUGUGCACCGGUCGACUGCGAAGAAGGCGAUCGUAGAAGGUGUACAUUUCCGUCGAAUGGAUAUCCGUCCAGGAAGAUAUCGAUUAUGCGUUUGGAUAAUCGCGACAGUUAAUUAUACGAUUUGAACUCGAAGACUGAAAGACUGAAGCCGUCCAUAAAUGUCGUGUCCCCUCUCGUCGCUCUCUUCUCAAACGCCACGCUCCAAGAAGACUGACGACUGACGUCUGUUUCAAAAUCGGUUUGAGCUGUCAGGAGCUGCCUAUAUAAAUCAGACGUCUCUGACCGAAUUUUGUUUAAUCCUGGAUAUUUUUGAUGUGCAUACGUGUACAGCGUAUGUGAAUUAUUCAGAGAGAGAAAUCGUCAUUUCAAAUAUUAUAAGUGCAAAAAAUAAUUUUGCGUGCACGUAAGAGAUAUUCGAAUUCAUCUUUAACCGCCGACACUUACCGAGACCGAAUGAUAUCAGCGAAAUUUUUGAGGAGGUCGGCAUUGAUUUUGUAACGUGGCACAUGACUGUGCAUCAUUAUUGCGCACUUUAUUAUUGAAUCGGUGGCCGUCAUCGUAUAUAUGAAAAGUACUUAUUCCAGAUAUAUUCUUAGUGCGACUAUACGUUGCGUUCCAAAUUUAUAUUGUGCUAAUUAUACGCGUCUCGUCGUCGCUCAGUUUGUUAGGAGAGACAAAGAAAGACGCGGUGGUUGCAACGAUUGCGGAAGUUAUUGUGUAAUUCGCAAGUGACAAACUGACAACUUAUAAGGGGAUCGUACAAUGAAAUUAUUCAAUACAAGAAAAUUAGUUUGAUGAAUAGAACUUUUUUUGAGUAUUAGCGCUAAAAUUUUGCGACGUUGUUGAAGUGAAAAGAAAGAAACUAUCCGCGCUAGUUCUCGAAUAUACGGAAAAUCUGAAAAUAGAUCGAGUAGAAGCGAUAUACAAUAUCGCAGUAUUACCAUCCUUCCGGGAAAAAUUGUGUUACAGACACUGUGAAGCACAAGAGCAUGACUUGAAAAGACGUUAUUAUAUAAGAUCUCUCUUCGAUCACAUCACGGAAUCGAACGAGAAAAUUAGAUAAAUAAUAACAAGUGUCGCACGUAAUUAUCAGUAGAAUUUUGUGUAGAGAAAAAAAAGAGAGAGAAAGAGAGAAACUACAAAUCCAUGAACAAAAGAAGAAUACGGACGAGAGAACCGGAUCAUCGUCUCCUGAAGAACGAGAAGAAAAAUAGGACGGGUCAUAUCGAUGUUUUCCUGUCAGAGCUACAGAAUCGAUUGAAAAACAACAAUGUCCUGCGGUGGAUGAAAGUGCGGCGACGGAGGUUGAGAAAGAGAAGAGGCGCGAGAUGUACGGACGUCAGGAUAAUUCGGCUGGCGACAGUGGUGCAAAUCAGGUGCCACCGUGGCUCGUACGCGCCGAAGUCACGAUCCGCCAUGGCGACACGGUGACCUCCGAGACCGUGCAAAUGCCGCCGGGCACCACCACGACUGCUGACGCUGGUGGCAUCCGUAUGAUAUGCCGCUGGAAUACGAGCGAACCGUCGAAUUCGCCGACGUCGACCACCGAUACGUUUUCAUCAUCCUCGGGCGGCUUCGGCUUUCAACGGGGGAAUAUAUUAUUCACGUCUACGCCGCCCGAGAGGCCGUCUCAGAGAUCACAGAGAUCAUCAGAUGACAAAUCUUACACUCUACCGCGUUCAAGCUCGUCGGGCAACGACGACUCGUCUAGAGGCCGAGCCAACGAUUCUGGCUACAAUAGCGAACGAUUCUCGUCGCGCGCCUACUCUAGUCUACCCGCUCGACGUUUGUCUCACAAUCAACAGUAUGAUCGUCGAUGUAAGAGCACGUGUAGGAUCGUACUUUCCACCGCAAAUCCUGAGAAAAUCGCGAGUUCCGCUGAAUCCGUCGAUUCCUGGCAUCGUCGACCCUCGUAUCAACGCUUUUCCCGCCAACAAUUUAGCGCGGUCCCGGAAGUUUGCGAGGAUUGCGCGGAGGGAAGCGCGUCGAGCUUUACUACGCACUUUUGCACUCGCGUAGCAGAAAAGACUGCGAAUAGCCGGGCCACCGCGAUUAGUAGAGACGCGGCUUCGCAAACCACCGAUAUCGAAUCGACGCGUUCUUCGUCGACUGUAAACAGUAGCAGAGUUGGGAGGAGAUUAGGCGCUGGUGCCUACAAAUCUGACGAGCAGAAAAAGAAGCAGGAAAUUCGAUCGCCUCCAGCAUCGGUUAAGACCACCAGUUCCGUUCCUCCCAUAGAUACUGAAAAAUCAGACUCCUCCGCGAAAGAGAACAGCAGCGACAAACGCAAGUCACGGACGGUUCAUAUUGAUGUGUACUGCACAGGAUCGGACGAUGACGCUAGCACAGAUACGACCAGCGAGGAUGAGCGCGGCACGCCUAUGACCGUCUUUGAGAACGAAGAUGUCAAAGUCACUCACACGCAGGCGACAGAUAACUUACCGCGAGGAUUUCAAGACGCGAACGCGUUCCUAAAGCGCAGCGCUGAGCGACGAUGCGCGAGCUUCCGAAACGCACCAAUGAGGAUGCCCUCGUUGGCCAGUUCCAAGGGAUACGACAGCGACGAGAUGCUGAGCUCUCUCUAUCCUUCGCGAUUUAGUUCGUACAGCGGGAUACGUGACCUAGAUUCCGCCCCAUGGUCUGCGGCGUCAUCCAGUACGGCUCUUUCUCCGUACGAUUCAACGACUAUGACGUCAUCGAAGGACACGUUUUCGGAUAUCGACUCCCUGAUCAACAGCAAAUCUGGCUUGACGCCUUGUGAUAGUUUUGAAUACGCCAAUUCCACGGAUCGUGAUAGAAUACGUAGAAUGGAUAUUUUGGCAAAAGCCAGCGAUGAGAAAAAAAAGACUUGGCGAUCGCCACAAAUCGAACGGAAGCAUCUCCUACAAAAUAGGAAGAUGAGAGAGUACUUGGAGAAACACGAGAUAGGUUGGUCGUCUGGGGAAAGUGCCGAAGAUUCCGAUGAGAGCGGAGCAGUCGGUUGGAAUUUCAUAGCUGGUGAUGACAAGUCACUCGUUAAAAAAGAUUCGAUCGUACAUCGAUGCGCGAGCAAGGAUCAAACGGAGGAAUCUAACGUGACACGCGGUAAUUACGUUCCGUAUUCGAAUGUUCUACGCGAUCGUAUCGGUCCCUUUGGAUCCAAGAGUCCAUCUCCUCUCCCUUCAACUAUACCUUCCCGCGUAACAUCUCCCUUUGCUACGCCGUAUGGAGAAAAAACUGAUCAUAUCAUAAAAGCUUCAAGAUUUGGAACGGUAGUUAGCGCGUUUCGAAAACCCGGUCAUCAUAUAGGUCCGUCGAAAAAUCCAACGUGUACAUGCGAACAUUGCCGAAGGUAUUUUGAAGAACGAGGAGCGAGAGGACGGGCUUAUUCGUUAAGCGAACUCGAACGUCAUCCGGCAUUCAAAUCGCAAAAAGAGUGAUAUCUGAUAUUUUGCAAUAGCUGUUGAAGAUUUGAAAUAUAUCAAUUCUUUAAGCUUUACAAGCUUUCCACUUUAUUUAUUUAUAUUGUAAGAUAUUUGUAUGCGAUAAACUGCGUUCCAUUGUUUAUGAUUAUUGAAAGACAUUGUAAAUUUGUAUAUUGUGAUUUGUGUGUUUAAUUUAUAUUUUUCUUGAAAUAUAUUCCGUAUAUUAUAGCUUUUUUAUCUAAAUUAUUACGAAAGAACUGUCAAAUACAUUCUGUGCUGAAAAUUGAGCAUUUAUACAAAUUAACAAGGAUGUAUAUAUUGAUUGCAUUGUUAAUAAACAUUAACUAUAUUGAA